This is a messenger RNA of Leptopilina boulardi, 1569 nucleotides long. Its product is annotated as protein G12-like. The transcript has 2 exons. The record is from RefSeq and is a predicted model, not a curated record. Lineage: Eukaryota; Metazoa; Arthropoda; Insecta; Hymenoptera; Figitidae. Bases 354 to 1073 code for a protein of 239 amino acids.
UGACAGAAAAUGGAAUUCAGAAAUUUCUUGUAAUUUAUUCUAGCAUUGAGAAGAAAUCAUUUUUGGAAACUACAAAACUAUGAAUAAUUUUAUACAUUUCAUUUAAUAAAUUUAAAAGUUGCAAUAACAAAAAUUUUCAUCAAAAUGCAAGAGACAAAUGUAACCUAAAAGUUAUUUCAAAAUUAUAACCAAUGUUUAUUGAAUUACAUUUGGAAAAAUGUUUCUCAUUUCAGAAAUGAUUGAAAAGAAAAUUACGAAAAAAACUAAUUUUCUAAAAAUGAACAAAAUUUGAGAAUUAAAAAAUUCUGACAGCAACCAAAAAAAAAAAUUAUGAUUACUUACCAAAAAAGAAAAUGAAUGCAGCAAUAGUGGCAUUGGGACUAGCGACAGCAAUUUCUAUCAUCAUAAUUGGUUUAUCAAUUUUUCGCAAUGGAUCACAAUCAAAUUUAUCACAACUCGAAACAUAUCUCUAUCAGGACAAUAGCAACUUGGAAGAAGAUUUAAACGAUAUUCUCGCAUUUAUUCCACUAGAUGACGUUAAACGUCUAAUUCACAGUUAUGCAUCGUACGAUAAGCAAAUUAAUGAGACAAUAACAUUUAUCAAUGACAUGAAAUCCUAUAUUAUUAUUGAAUUCAAAAAAUUACCAAAUAUUCAAUUAAUUCAUCGUGUUUUGCAAAAAAAUGGCUUAAAAAUCAAAUAUUGGCGUGAUGAGAUACACGAAUUUUGGAAUAAUAUUCCACCAUAUGAGAAUACAAUAAAUAAUCAUAAUUCAUAUGGUGGUCUUACAACAAUGAUUAAUGCAAUUUUAAAUAAAAUACAAAUACAAGAAUUACACAUACUUCUUUGUUCAAAAGUCAUUGAAUCAAGAAGUUUUCGACAUUUUAUUUUACUUCUAAUGUCCAAGGAAUUUGAUGAACUUUGUCGGGGAAUUGAAGAAAGUCGCGAACUACAAAGAUUAUUUCAUUGGGCAAAAGAGGCUGAUAUUGAAAUUAUUUUUGCCAUUGAACUUCUUACUCAUCUUCAUUCUUAUCUCACCACAAAACUUUAUGUUGAUAAUUUUCUCAUCACUUGAUUAAAAAAACAAAAAAAAAAAUAAAAAAUACAAUAAAAUAUUUUUUGGAAAAUAUAAUUUACCUAAAUUUUUUAAAACAUUUUUAUAGGUAUAAAAUUGCUUGAGAAUAUUUCAAUUGUAAUUGUGUAAAAUUAAUAAAAUUUCGAAAAGAGAAACACGAUGGAAGCUAUUGUCCCCCGUAUGGUGGAGCUUAUGGCAAGAAAGGAAGGCUGAAUUUAAUAAUGCAGAGAGUAAGGCUAGACAUUUUGUACACAGUGAAAUUGGUACAUACUGCUUUUGGGCAUCUUCAAUAUCCGAGGAGUUCAAGCAACUCGGGGUAUUGUCUAGGAUUUUGGCUUGUGUUUAUAGAGAACGAUUCUAAACUAGAAUUUUUCAAUAAUAUUCAGACAAAAAAAAAAAAAGUGAAACUACAAAAGUGAUUUUUUUUCCCUCGAAAUAUUGUUCUCAAACUAUUUUUCAAAAAAGUAAAAAAAUAAACUGAAAAAAAAUUAUUAGA